UAAGCCCAAACUGAUGAUUUUUUUAAAGGCAAGACAUCAGACAGCAAGACAUCUCAAGUUUGCUUAUCGUCAAUUAUUUAUGCAUUCCCAAUCAUUUCGGACUUUAUGCUCAUAAGACAUUCUUCAUUCAGCCCGUGCCAUAAAACGUAAGCCUGCGGUUACAUGUAUUCGAGAUACCGUCAACAUGAGAAAUCUGCUGUACCUGGUGCCCUUAGCGAUACUUCUACAAGGAUCUCAAACUAACUUAGCAUCAGGAAAUAGCAGAUACAAACAGGCAACAGAAGCCAUGAAUAACUUACUUCGCAACUACGACAAGAGAAUCAGACCGUAUUCGAACACGGACAAACUUAAUAUCACCGUCCAGCUGGCAGUGGAGAGAUUUGGGGAUAUCAGGGAGAAAGAAAUGGAUUUUUCCCUGGACGUCUAUUUGAAUCAGACAUGGCACGACGACCGUCUGAACCACACCCUAGACCAUCCCAUUAUCCUUAGCGGCGAGUUUAAAGGAUCCGUAUGGCAGCCGGACACUAUAAUAUUGUAUGUCCGAAGCUUAACUGUCUACAAUUCUCUAAGUGAGCCGUCCAGUAUUACAAUUUAUUCCGAUGGAACCGUUCGUAGUACCGUGAGACUGGCGUUGGUGAUCAACUGCCUAAUGGACCUACGUGACUACCCGCUGGAUGAGCAGGAAUGCAGUCUCGCCAUGCUCAGCUAUACCCACCAAUAUGAAGAUAUUGUCUAUAAAUGGAGUCAAAAACCCAUCAGCAUCUACGAUCACUUUAUGGAUGAGUUUUCCAUCGAGUCUUACAAGGCGUCGAGGGAGAUCGCCCGUUAUACGUCAGGUAACUGGAGCCGUGUGACUACUACGUUUUUAUUUAAGCGUCAGAUUGAGUACGCUCUCCUGCAGAUUUAUGCUCCCACCAUGCUCAUUGUGUCUCUGUCAUGGCUUUCGUUCUGGAUCUCCAAGGAGGCCGUCCCAGCGCGCGUGACGCUUGGCGUGACAACUAUACUCACCAUCGUCACGCUGAUUGGCUCCUUUAGAUUCCAGUUUCCAAAGGUGUCUUACAUUAAGGCAAUCGACUGGUUCUUCAUUGUUUCCUUCGUGUUCGUGUUUGGUGCUCAGAUCGAAUUCAUUGCAGUACUUCUGCACAGCGUGUACAAACAACAAGUUUCCAUGGCUGUCCCAGAUGUCGAGAAUGGUGUAGCGGAAUCUCCUCGGGAUUUCUCCGAGGUAGACACACAAACUGAAUCCACAAACCAACAAAAUGACAACAAAGAAAGAUCAAACAGCGUCGCCCAAUCCUCGCUCCGACAAAGGAAACCCAAUACGUCACUAAGGAAAACAAAGAGUGCUUUGAAGUUUGCGUUUGUCGAGAACGACUGUGACGUGAUUGAUAAAAUUUCCAGGGUGCUAUUUCCUGUGGGGUACGGUUUAUUUCACGUGACGUACUGGUUUUAUUUCGAAUAUGUCAAAUUCCUUCGGCCCCUUUCCUCCCAUGGCACCACUUCUUCCGUUUGAAAGAAUUUUUCCGAAGGAAAGAGGGCGCAUCGUACGUCACCCCAAGUAACUUUCCUAUCAAAUAAUUUGUGUCUUGAAAACCGUCAUUUUUUUUGUGAUUUUCCUCUUAUAGCAUAGUGUCAUAGUGUAAUCGAGAAACUCUAUGGAAAUGAUUUUCCUGGUCGCUAUCUUGAAGCAGGUCUGGAAAUUUCAGCUGACGCCAUCGCCCCAGGCUCUUUGACUAUUUACAGCUGUUGAUCUAUAUAAAUUUAUACCUAUCGAAACUAGAAAAUAGCUUUUGCGCGUUGUAUGAAAAUUUAAUAACAUAUCACACGCCAGAGUGAAAAAGGUCACGACCAAUUUGUCUUAGCUAAUACUUUCAAAUAUAAAAAUGUAUCUUAAGAAGGUGAAUUGUUAAGCACGAGAAAAUAAAAUAAUGCAGUUUUUAUGUUUUUUUCGAACUCCCAUCGACAAUGUCCAACUGAUAAAUCUUCUUCCAUUCAAACUUCUCGAAGCGUUUUCAUUGGACAGCACUGAAAUGGUUUCCAAUCACACCACCUUGCCGUUAGGCGCAGACCAAUCAGAAAGCACCAAAUAAAAUUCUAUUUAAAUAAAAUGAAAGCCAGAAAAAUUUUCAGCAGUUGGACAUUGUUGAUGAGAGUUUAUAAACAAAUGGCCGUAAACCUUCCUUCGAUCCACAUCAUCGGCUAGGACCUUUUUGGCACCGCCUCGAAUGUGAAAGUCGAUAUGGAAACGUCUGUAAAAUUUAAAACUAUUUUCUAGGUUAUAAUGGACUUUUUUGGGAAACUCUUAACUGUGGAAAUUUAAAGCGCUGUAAAUAAUUUGCUGACAAUUUUGUGAUAUCCAGUCAAUCUUGGCAUGACUUUAUGAUCACGCGCCAGUGUAUGAACAAACUCGUGGAAGCAAAACGUUUCCCUCCCAUCCCCACCCUAGCCAAGUUUGUGCAACCUAGUGAGGUUUACGGUGCCCUCACCUUGUAAAAAGUGUAUCAAUUGUACUCAUUAAAUCGGCUAUCCGUGCUCCGUGGCAAGUGGCCAUUAGAACCUCAA
This is a messenger RNA of Nematostella vectensis (starlet sea anemone), 2562 nucleotides long. RefSeq names its product gamma-aminobutyric acid receptor subunit beta-like. The coding region runs from base 185 to 1513 and encodes 442 amino acids. Gene Ontology annotation, molecular function: neurotransmitter receptor activity; chloride channel activity; transmembrane signaling receptor activity. Gene Ontology annotation, cellular component: neuron projection; synapse; membrane. The record is from RefSeq and is a predicted model, not a curated record. The transcript is spliced from 9 exons. NCBI's taxonomy places the organism in Eukaryota, Metazoa, Cnidaria, Anthozoa, Actiniaria, Edwardsiidae. Gene Ontology annotation, biological process: chloride transmembrane transport; signal transduction; chemical synaptic transmission.